Chelmon rostratus (copperband butterflyfish) is the source of this 6515-nucleotide messenger RNA. RefSeq names its product leishmanolysin-like (metallopeptidase M8 family) (gene lmln). Gene Ontology annotation, biological process: cell adhesion; proteolysis. The coding region runs from base 219 to 2219 and encodes 666 amino acids. Lineage: Eukaryota; Metazoa; Chordata; Actinopteri; Chaetodontiformes; Chaetodontidae. The record is from RefSeq and is a predicted model, not a curated record. Gene Ontology annotation, cellular component: membrane; cytoplasm. Gene Ontology annotation, molecular function: metalloendopeptidase activity. The transcript is spliced from 16 exons.
GCAGCUGUCAGGCGCAGAUUUUACCUCUUACCGGCCGGUGUUUCUGCCACCCCUGCUGGCUCCUCUGUAGAUUUAAACAUCAGAAGUUUUUUGCGUGAUGCUAAAAUGUUCUGAUUCACCCUGCAAGCGAUGAAUGAACCGAGCACCGCGGGGACCGGGCCGACGGAGGUUCUUUUGACUUCGGGCUGCCGAGCCCGGCUUGUCGAGGUGGUCGGAGGAUGGAGCCGAGGCUGAGCGGGGAUGGCAAGCCGUCCGUGUCCUGGUUCCUCGGCUCUGUCCUCAUCCUGUCUAUCCUUGCUGUUUUAGUGAGCUGCCAUGGGACGUGCAAACACCGAGCCCCCUCUCCUAGUGAGGUUGUCCAUCAUGUGUACUUGAAGCCUGAGCGCUUGACGAAAAGAAGCUCACCCGAUGACCUGCAGCUGAAGAUAAAGAUCAUCUAUGACUACAGCGUUGACCAGCUUCCUGCAGACAAGAGGAGACUAGUUAAGGAUAAGCUGUUUCCUCAGGCCAUUGAUUACCUGCAGAGAGCCUUCAGUGUGAGGCACAGGGUGGGGCCUGUGCUGCUCAGCCGACAAUGUGCAACCAACCAGUACCUGAGGAAGAGAGAUGACCCUCAUCGCUACUGCCAGGAUGCCUGUGCAGACGUCACCCGGUGCGGCCCCGUCAUUGUGCCACAGCACCACCUGCAGCAAUGCAAGGUGUGCAGUGAAUCAGGGAAGUCAUGUGGCCCCUUGGGGCCCCCGGAUGGUCCCGGAGUGGAAGGGUCUGACUUUGUGCUCUACGUCAGCGGCAUCACCACAGACCGCUGCGGACAGGAGAACAUAGUGGCCUACGCUGCUUACUGCCAGCUGGAGGCAGAGCUGGACAGACCUAUAGCAGGCUAUGCGAACCUGUGUCCUGCCAUGAUCUCGUCUCAGCCUCAGGAGUUUGAAGGGAUGCUCUCCACAGUCAAACAUGAGAUCAUCCACGCUCUGGGCUUUUCAGCCGGCCUGUUUGCCUUCUACCAUGACGACGAGGGCAAACCUCUGACCCCUCGCUUCGCCAGCGGCCUGCCCGCCUUCAACGAGAGCCUGGGUCUGUACCAGUGGAGUGAUGCAGUGAUCAGGAGGGUCAGCAGGCUGUGGGACAUCAGAGGAGGGGAGAUGGUCCGGCACCAGGUCCACGUCCUGGUCACGCCCCGCGUCGUGGAGGAGGCGAGGAGACAUUUCAACUGUCCCAUCCUGGAGGGAAUGGAGCUGGAGAACCAGGGAGGGACGGGAACUGAGCUGAACCACUGGGAGAAGAGACUGCUGGAGAAUGAGGCGAUGACCGGCUCCCACACCCAGAACAGGGUGUUUUCCCGGCUGACGCUCGCCAUCAUGGAGGACAGCGGCUGGUACCGAGCCAACUACAGCCUGGCCCAGAGGCUGGACUGGGGCCGCGGCCUCGGCUGCGACUUCGUCAUGAAGAGCUGCAAGUUCUGGAUGGACAGACAGAGACAGAGACGACACACUGUGACUCCGUACUGCGAUACAGUGCGAGCGUCUCCUCUGCAGCUCACCUGCAGACAGGACCAGCUGGCUGUGGCCGUCUGUAACCUGCAGAAAUAUCCACAGGAGCUGCCGCUGGAGUACCAGUAUUUUGAGAGGAUCCCUGACGUUGCUGCUGAUCAGCUGUCGUUCUUCGGCGGUGCUGUGGAGAUCGCUGACUACUGUCCGUUCAGCCAGGAGUUCAGCUGGCACCUCAGCGGGGAGUAUCAGAGGAACUCGUACUGCAGAGUGUCAGAGAACCAGCCAGACUGGUGGAGGAACUACGGGGCGGAGCAGUACGGACCGGACUCCGCCUGUCUGUACCAGAAGUCGGCCUUUGUUAUGGAGCAGUGCACCAGGAAGAUGACGUACCCCGACUGGGGCUCCGGAUGCUACAAGGUGGCGUGCUCGACUCAGGGCCUGACGGUGUUCGUCCAGGACCGCUCCUUCAACUGCGUCCGUAAAGGUCAGCUGCUGAGCGUCAGCGUGCGAGUCAAUGACUGGGUUUACAACGGCGUCCUGAUCUGCCCCGCCUGCACCGACUUCUGUGACGACUGCCCCCUCCCCCACCAGCUCCCGCCCAUCAACGCCUCCAGGAGUAACCCCAUUGAUCCGUGCUCCAGUUCUCCAGGUCUGGCCAUCACUCUGUGGCUCCUGCUGCUCAACCUGCUCCCCCUGGUGGCCGGACUGCUGCUCUGCCACUGCAGCUGAUAAAACACACACACACACACUCACAAAGGUAGCCGGACAGUUUACUGACCUAAACACUCUUCUGGUGUCCUCUGAGGAUUAAAGCUGCAGACUUCUCCUUCCCUCUUUUCUCGCACUUCCUCUCCUUUUCCUUCUGUCCUCUUUCCGAAGUUCUUCUUCUGCAUUUCUUUCUUCCUUUCUUCUGUCACGCGUUCCUCAGGACUUUCGCUCCUCAAGCGUCUGAUCUUCAUCUCGUUCCACUGUCAGGGAUCUUUUUACUGACGCUCCAUCCAGGUGUUAAUCUGGUGCAGCAGACAGUGAAUCAUCAGUCGUCUGGUUUAACAACAACAGAUCAGCAGACUGGACAUUUGUCUUCUUUUCUUUUUUUGGCUGCAGAAUCGUUGCUCAGAUAUAUUUAAAGACUGGAGGAACUGACUGAAUGAAGUUCAAAGAGGAUUUGUUUGUCGCUGCAGCAGCCUGCCAAACGCAAACCAGGAGGAAACGUCACCGAGUCGUCGCCUGCCGCUUGCUGACAGGAAGUGGAUUAUUCAUGACAGCCGACUUUUUUAAAAUCAUACUUUUAAGCUGAAAGUUCAGUGUACUUCCUGUGCGUGAGACAACAGAAGGAUGUGUGUGGUUUUGUGACCCCUGGUGGCUGCAGGAGGUAACUUUAAACUUUAUUUUUUACGUUUAUACCCAGAAAACUGUAAAUACACCAACAGACCACUUAAGUUUAAAUUCAUGGCUUCCUUUGCUUUGAGCAGAUUUCAUGUCGCGUUCACGAAGGCAAAAAUGAAGUGAUAGUUUAGUUUAAAGAUCUGCAGCUCUGCAGUGCAGGACUGAUGGGUUCCAUUAACGCUGUGCAGAACACCUGGAGCCGGUGCAGGCUGCGAAUCAGCUGCUCUCCUCACACUGGAAGAGAUGAUCUGUCGUGUCGACACAACCACACAGCUGAUCGACCGAUUACAAGAUCGUCUCAGCCGGAGAUCUGUGGCCUGCAGGAAGUCACUGGGCCUCAUGCAAGAAGCGCUGAAACCGCAGGUGUGAUCGACUCCAGAGCUGCAGCACACGUCGUCCACUCUGACUGAAGACUCGUGAAUCUGCCCUCAUUUGAUUAACGAAAGUAAACACCAAUAAACACAAACAGUUCUCGCUGAGUUCAUGAGGAUAUUCUGACACGACUUUCUAACUUCUGAAGCAGAGCAGAACAUGAAGUUUGUGGAGCGGUUAUUAAAGUGAUGCAGUGAAGAGCGAGUAAGAGGUCAGAACAUGACAACAUUCUUGCAUGAGAUCCAGAGUCUGUCUGUCUGCUGCCUGUCUCACCUCCUGCCUCCGGUUUCCUGUCGCUCUCUCAGCAGAUGCUUCUGGCAGCUACGAAGUGAAGCAAACAGCGUCGUGUUCGGGACGUCAAGGUCCAGACACGUCCAGCUCCAACAAGAUGAUGAUGAUGAUGAUGAUGGUGAUGAUGGUUUAAUAGGCAUGGACGUGGAUUUUGACUCUGCAGGAUUUUUGUCUUAGACCUCUGAAUUUUGUCAGAGACACUCAGAUCAGGUCAAAGGUUGUGACGUCUGCAGGAGGCUUUAAAGUAGCGCCCCCCCGUGUCAGAACAUGAAGAGACACUCGCUGUCCUGAGGCCACAAACUGCUUCCAUUCGUCAGCCGCGCGUCAAACACAGUCACGAUGUUUAGGUCCUUCUUCAGAGUAAUCAGGACUGUUUGAAACUCAGAUCAUUCAGAAGAAAAUUGUGAUGUGAAUAUUUGAGGGUUUGUGAUGGAUUAUAUAAACCUGGUGGAUUCAAAUGUAGAAAAUGAAUCACAUCUGAGAGCUGAACAGAGCAUCAUAUCAUCAUAAAACAAAAGCAGGAGCAACAAGAAAGCAUGAAAGCUCAUGUUGAUAUGCUGAUUGACGGUGAGAUGGACCAAUCAGAUGGCCUGAAAGCAUCACUCGAGCGGAUGGGACGCCGGCGUCCUGCGGACACUGAUUUCCUCCUGUUUUAAUUUAAUAUUUGAACAAAUGUCAGAGUCACGACUGGACCGACAGACUGUCAGGAGAGGAAGAAAAAGCCAUGUACGUUCAAACAGUGAAAACCUGAACAAGCCAUAGUUUGAUGAUGAUGAUGAUGAAAGUGGAAGCUGCUCCAGACCAGCUGAUGUCAGUUCUGUUAAUCUGUUCAUUGAUUUUAAAUCCAACACGUCUCGUUCAUGAGGUUUGGUGAAAUGAUUCUUUCAGACUCCCGCAGACCAUAAUCCAUCCAGAAACCAGGACGCUGCUUCUUAUUUUCAGCCCAGAUGACAAACUCAGUGAGCAUGAAGCCGCUGGCGGGCCGCGCAGACACGCUAAUGCCUGACGCGCUCGUCGUAGCGCUGCUUAGCUCUGUUUAAUGAAAUAACUUCCACUUCCUGUCUUUAAUGGAAUAUUUACUGCUCGCCGUUAAAGGUCUGCACGGUGUUACAUCCAACCUCCACCGCUGUCAGACAUUUCACCAGUACAACAACGCAGCGUUCACCAGGUGCACUGUGGCCAGACACACCUGAGUGACUGAUAGCACGAAGCUAGCGUUAGCAGAGGUGGUGAUAGAGGACUUGUGAACUCGUGGUUGUUUUCAGUUUAACUGAAAACUGUCUCAGUCAGUGUUCUGCUGUUCGAUGACGCAGCUGCCGGAGGAAACAGCCUCGACUCGGAGUCUUGGCUGUUUCGUCACGGCUGAGGAGGAGCUGCCAUGAGAUGCGUACUUUGUUCCAUUUCCUCGUUGAAGUCCGUAUGAAACAUGCAGAUCAAAGAUGGCGCCAGAUUCCUGUCCUCAAAACAGGUCAGCAAAAAUGCAGCAGUGCUGCCACUGCUGGCCAGAAGCUGAACUGCAGCCGUCCUGCAGGCGUAAACAGUCAUCUCGUCCUCAGCGGCGGCGUUAAGCUCACUCUGCUUCCUGUCACCAGUUUAAUGAAAGCUCUGCAGCAUCUGCGCGGGACUGAGGUGCAGUUUAAUGGUCCUGGAUCAAGACUGCAGUGUUUGCAAGGUUAUUUUUAACGCUCAAACCAAAACUAAAGCUUGAAACCACCAACAGUCAUCAUGGUCCUGCAGGAUUAUGGACUGACUAGACGUUUGUCCCGGUGAAAAACGCUCGGCUUGGUUUCCAGUUUCCAGACCUGCACAAGACAAACAUGUUGGUGCCAAGCAGGAGUUUGAAUGUACUUUAUUUUCUCAUGUUUUAUUACAGACGUGGUGUUUCAGAGCCGCGUCUCCUCUCUGCAGUCUGCACAGUGAACUGCAUUAUGGGUCAGUUCCUGUAAACCACAGCGCUGUGGGAGGAAGCUCUCAGCUCGAUCUCUGAGCUUCAUUUGAACUCUUUAAUGUUUGUUAGUUCGGUUCCUGAAGCGAAACGAGAACAGUGACGUCUGAAGUCUGACGUCAGCACGCGGAGACGCGACAUUGUGUGAUAACUUCCUGUUGACAGCGAGACUGCGCGAUGAUGGCGGAGCGAUGGUUGAGGUGAUGAUGCACCUCCACCGUUGGCAGGUCUCAAAUUAAAACAACAAACUGUCGCGCUCGUGUGAGGAAAUCACCUGAAAAGGCUUUGUGAGUCCAAACCAGAACAGUUGAUUCUGUCACUCGUACCGUUUCCAAGGCAACAGUGAAACUUCAGUGAAAAUGCUGCGCUCUCGUUUUCUCUGUGCAGGUUGUUCCAGACGCAGUUUGGUUUUGGACUGAAACUCUUCUUCUGCUGUAUUUUAUUGUAGCUUCAUGGUUUUAUGUUGAGAUGGACCUGAAGAGAACCCACUGAGUCGCUGAAGGAGUUUCUGUUUGAUUUAUUUAAGUAGAGUUUCAUCCGUCUGUCGCGUCCUCCUGUCUGUCCCCAUCCUUUAAUGUGACUGUCAACAGGAAGUGACCUGCUGCCGUAUAAAACAUUGAUGUUUACAGCUGAAGUAUUUGUAUUUCUACGGCAGAGCUGUUUGGAGCUCUGUGUCAGCGCUGUUAGUGUGCUGCUGCCUGAGAGACCAUCUGACCUCAGUUCAGUUUUAUUUCGGCUCGGACUCACUCUCAGCUGCUCGGCCUGCACGAGAUUCUGUCCUCAUGUUAUUUUUGUGAUGAAGAUAUUUAUUGUGAAGACGACUGAAGCUGCACUGAGUCGAGGACUUUGUUUGAAAUCUUCAGCUUUUGGUGGAAACUCGACAUGUUCAGCAGGGUUUCCUGUUUCCUGUUUAGAAACACUUUGCAUCACUCGGUCGAUCGUUGUUAUUUAUUUGUUUUUAGAGAAAGGGCUGCUUUUUAAGACAAAUCAAGACAACUCGGAGAUAUUUGUCAGAAUAAACGCUGUCUGUA